Messenger RNA from Diachasmimorpha longicaudata, 4286 nucleotides. Its product is annotated as sarcoplasmic reticulum histidine-rich calcium-binding protein-like. The record is from RefSeq and is a predicted model, not a curated record. Gene Ontology annotation, cellular component: membrane. Gene Ontology annotation, biological process: hemocyte migration. Gene Ontology annotation, molecular function: growth factor activity. The transcript is spliced from 6 exons. The coding region runs from base 515 to 2686 and encodes 723 amino acids. NCBI's taxonomy places the organism in Eukaryota, Metazoa, Arthropoda, Insecta, Hymenoptera, Braconidae.
GCCGACGCAGACUCAGUCGCCCGCGACAUUCGGUGCGCGAUACGAUUGGGUCUCCAUCACCGGCAAAACUCCAAAAGCCAAUAAAAAAAUCCCUCCUCACGAGUCAUAAAGACCACCAAGACCCCAUUUAAAAAACAAAAUCACUGAAACUCGUUAACUUUCCCACCCCCCUUUGCCCCGCGUCAGCCCAGGGAAUCUCUCCGCCGAAAGCAAAUUUUCGCAAUUUGUUUUUGAACCGCAUCCAAAAAAAAGCCUCUGAUAUAUCGCGUCUCGUUAUAAGUUUGUGCAAUCCCAUCCGUUAAAAUAGUGUCUGACAUGUGCAGCAUCUGAGUGUCUAAAAAGUGUCCAAAAAUACUCAUCGGAGUCUUCGUAAAAAAAAAAAUGACACCCCCCUGAUAACCCCCUGGCGCCGGUGACCCCCCGAAGAAAUUCGCCCCCCUGAAAUGCCCAGACCCAAGUGAACCCCCAUCCGCUAUAAUGUAACCACCUGCCUCCCCCCUCCCCUAAAAUCGAAAUGAAUAGCGUUCUCCAAAUUGCGCUUGUGAUACUGCUGACGAUAGCCGGAUCGUUGUUGCUGACAGAGGCAAGGUAUCACGGUGAGGAUAGCACAGCGACUAAACACCGGCACCGGCAUCAUCGCCAGGAAUUCCAUCACCGUUCGACAAUGCUAAAGCACUCGAUGACCCCGGAACCGGAGGACAAUGACGAAUCCUAUCAGACUUACGAUGAGUUUGAUGGAAAACGACAGCAUCCAAAGAAACGAUUGCCAGAUGAUGAGGACGACGAUGACCACGAGGAUGAUGAUGAUUACGACUACGAGAGUUUAGAUUAUCCGGAGAAGACCCCACCGAAUCAUCACCGAAGAUAUCAAACUGAUGAGUUCACCGCAGACCGUAGGAAUCAACGAUUUGUCGGGGCUCGGGGUCAUAGGACACGCCCGGAUACAAGAUUAUACCACACGAAUGAUUAUCCCUCGAGGACUCGCGAUCACGUAUCUACAGCAGUGCCCAACGAUACCAAGGACGAUUACGAGGAUUACGAGUACGUUAAACCAUUAUCCCGUGGGCAUUAUCGCCACCAUAGCCAUCAUCCCCACCACCAUCAGCGUCACUAUCCCCGUAACAAUGAAAUUUACAGCCUGAGGUGGAGAAAUUCUUGGAUUGACGGUGGUAAAGCCGACUGGGAUAAGUCCAAACGUCUCUCCAGGAGGAAGCACAGACACAGGGAGAGAAAUGAUGAUAUGCUGGGUGAUGAUGCUGAUGACAGGAGCAGAGUCACUGGUAUUUUUGGCGAAGCCGAGAGAAAGUGGAGGAGCAAUGAUCUGCGACGAGAGACCUCCAGCAAACUCGAGGACAACGAGGAUAUCUGGAAGGAACUGGGUGACUACGACGACGUUGACGUUGAUGAUGAGGAGUUUGAUGGGAUCAAUGAUGACUACUUUGAGGACAUCAGUGAGGAGCAGGAGAAACCACCGUACAGGACCUACGAUGAGAUCAUCAAGAGGCUCACUGAUGGUGGGGGCGAGGAUGACAGUGAUGCUGGGGGUGAACGGGGUAACAGGAACAGUGAGAAGGGGAUUGAGAAGUACUUGAUGAAGGAUGCCUUUGGGAAUGUGAAGUUAAAUGCCACCAGGAACUCCAAGAAUCCGAGGGAGGUGAAGAGGAAUCACGGGGGAGUGAAGAGUCUCGAGUCCCCUUAUCUCGGGAGGAAGAGUCUGGAGGAGGCUGAUGCUGGGGAGAAGGAUAACGUUAGACAGGUGUACCCGUCGAACCUAACAGAGCCAGAGGACGAGGCUUCAGCUCCAACGUCGGCAACACACGAGCCACCAGUGAAAAUAACUUCAAGGCCCAUCAUUACCAUUACCGACCAGAAAACUUACCAACACCGUAACAAUACGGCUAUCUCGCAACAGCCGGCCACUAAUGGAUUACAAUCGAUGCAAAGUGAUCAGAAGUCCCAGACAAAGAAAUUGAACGUUUCAAGGAAUCAGUUGAAACAGAGAGCUGGCAUGCAGGAGGUCCAAAAGCACAUACAGAGAGUGAGGCAAGAGGGCCACUGCCAACAGCCGAGGGUUCGAGUAAUACCUGUGCGUGAGGUUUAUCCAAAUGCCUCGACAGUAUACAUUCCACACUGCGCAGUACUUCACAGAUGCUCUGAUGACACUGGAUGCUGUGGCGCGGAUUCAAUGACCUGUGUACCCAAACAGAUGCAACAGGUCGAACUAUACUUUUACACGAUGACCGUUGGUUUGGGAAACGCUAUUAGGAAGCUGUCCUUCCAGAAUCACACGGAAUGCGAGUGCAAGAGUAGAAUAAAUGAUACGGUAGGUCCUGAGGGACUGCCUCUGCGAGAUCACCAAGGGAAUUCCCCACCGCAAAACAUCAGGGUUUCCCCGCAGAAGAAACCGUGUCGAUGCCCCUCAGAAUUCACACCCAAAAUGACGAACAGUGGCGAAUGUCAGUGCAAGUGCUUUGAGAACGCCGAGAAGUGCAUACGCGCAAGGAGAGGAAAAGAGAACUUCUCGAUAAACGAUAGGCAAUGCAUACACGCGCAAAAGUGCGCACUGCCCAUAUGUGAGUUUGGAGACUACAUCGUAAGCCAGGGCAAGUGCCCGAAGAAAAAAGAUAAAAUUGAAUCAAUAGCAAAUUAUCCAUCCAAUAAUUAUCAAUACAAACAGCGCAGCUGAAUUCAAUAGUUCACUAUCACUUUCUAAUUGUAAAAAAAAAUAUCAUCAAGUGCCUUCAGAAAAAAAUGACCCAGACAAUGUCUAGUUAUUGAAUUCAUUCCUCAGAGGAUAUAUAUUUCAUAAAUAAUUAUUUUAUUACUAUUAAUUGAUUAUCUUUUUCUCUGCAUUCUGUGGGUACUGUAGUAUUCAUGUGUCAAAUACGCUUUCAACUGUAUUUAAUCGAUAAAUGUAAUAAUGUUACUCUCAUUAUCAUUAAUUUAAUAUCUCUCUUACAAGAUCAAUCAAUAUGUAAAUGUCACGAUUGAUGACUUUUUUAAAAUUUCAUUUGAAUUUGAAUUCUCAAUUCAUUGACAAUAAAUUAUAAUAAAAGCUUAGAUGUUUUAUCAGCGUGCCAUAACGUAUAGACAGGGGCUGCAUGUACAUGUGUAUUGAUACAUUAGUUUGAGUACAUUAAAUUAAAUUGAAAAAAAAAAAUUAAUUAAUAGCUCUUGCGAGAAUGUUGAACUGGGUUAAUUGUAUACUCUCCCGAUUAUGUUUGCAUGCUUUUUACGUGUAAUUGAGUUACCGAGAGGUAGCAAGUGGAAAUAUACUGCAUAAUGAUUUUAAAAAAAUAUUUCCCGUUUAUUCGUCAUUCUGGGCCUCAAUCGAGUUUUUUAUCUCAGGAAUUUCGAGAGAUCAGCGUCGCAUGCACUGGCCUCGAUGUAUUCAUUUCAGCGCACGGUACUAGAAUUUUAUUUGUGAGAGAGAAGAAUAGUUUGUCGCGUCAAAUUUUUCAUUUACCAAUCGACAAUCAGAUAAUCUGCUUCAAUUUAUAAUUAAGGUAUAACUAUGGGGAUUUUUCUCUACCCUAUAAUCUGCCGAUCCUCUUCCCUCUUCCUAAAAUAUCUCGGGAUGAUGUCUCGGCCUUCCGGAAUUUUUUUUCUCCAUGUGGAGUUCGCAAGUUUUGCGUAGCAGCGUGCACUCAUUUUUUCUCUAGAUCAAAUAUUUGUUUUAUAUCCGGUGAGUCAAGAGACUUGAUAGAGAUUAGUCAUUGUGGUGAUAGUGGCGACUUUACACGCGCCUCAACGGAUUGUGGGAGACUUGGCGAGGGGAGAGGGGGAAUUUUAUUUCGUCAUGCUGAUUUGUUUAAUACUAACACGUCUGCCCAAGGAGUUUUCUCAUGAAUAAAUAAUCGAAGUUGUUAGCGACACGAUAAAUCAUUUUUUCUGGCGUCAAUAAUUUUCCUGAGUCUCUCACGUCGAAUGAUAAACAAUUCCGAUUUUAAUUUUUGUUAUUAUCGGGAAUCAGGGAAAUGGGGGUAUGAGGUUUGCCUUACAAAGGUCUAAACAUGUACUUAUUUUUUUUUAAAUAAAUAUCACAUGUCAUACCCAGUUUGAAGACAAUGAUAAAAUUCAAUGACAACUUGUCCGAAUGUUUUAAAUAUUUUUCUUUACUCCUAAACUCUUGAACAAAAAUUCUCAUCCUCACAUCAGUAAUCCUGCCAUUUCGUAGAAUCUAAUUCACGUGAAUACAUAAAAAUAAUGAAUAUUUACAAAUGUAGAAUAGCGUUAGGCACUCAAUUAAAAUAAACAAUCAAAAAAAAAAUGAAAAAUUAGGGAAA